This is a messenger RNA of Schizosaccharomyces japonicus yFS275, 1931 nucleotides long. RefSeq names its product transcriptional activator. NCBI's taxonomy places the organism in Eukaryota, Fungi, Ascomycota, Schizosaccharomycetes, Schizosaccharomycetales, Schizosaccharomycetaceae. The coding region runs from base 837 to 1487 and encodes 216 amino acids. The record is from RefSeq and is a predicted model, not a curated record. The transcript has a single exon.
GUUACUAGGUGACGCGUAAAUAAACAACAACGCCAGAAUAGUCAAAGUAAACAAAUGCUAUAUUCAACAUUAACACUGCUGCCUCCAAAUAACAUGUGUUAUGACAAAACGUUCGUUAGCACUGAUGAGUUUUGGUUUGUGUUUGGGUGGAAUACAGCCGAGCUUUCGCUUCGAGCUCGGAGGGAGUACUAGCAAGAUUCGAAUUCAAAGACCAAAAACUCCAACCUCUCAAAUCCCCUCUGGCAAACGCUUACCGGAAUCAAAAAUCCCGGAACUACUGAGACUGAACUGGAUUAUACGAAGUAUUUCUUCCCAGUAUCGAAACCGUUGGUUGCAUACGAGUUUCGUACAACUAGUGAAUACUAGUUGAUUUGCUUUUUUUACGAGAUUCUCGGUUUCAAAAUCUCAGGGAGGACUUUCGGGACCUAAUUGGGCACGACUAAGCGUAGUCAGUAUACUCUUUCUAUAAUUCACUGUAAUUUUGAAUUACUAGGUGUCAAUAUUUGGUCUUAUUUUCGAGCCAGGAAACUCGAAAUUAUUACACCGUCUUUUAUCAUUUUUAUAUCCAGGACGAGACUUUGUGUACAAACAGGUCUCUCCAAAAGCAUACAGUAUUGCAGAAACAACUUCUGAGGUUGCAAUCUUGCAACUUAAUUGUUAUAGUCAAAUACCCCGUUGAUCAUAUUGGUUCGUAUAUUCAUGCACCAUUGAAAACAGCACCAGGAUCAAGAAUUCUAAAAAAAGAACCCUCUUUGUUUUUUGUCUUGCUUAUAUUUCCUUGCAUUGCUAUCUUUUUUGUUUUACACGUUUCAGAUAUCAUCCUCUUGUUUCAUUCCAUGUCGGCGUGUCCAUUCACAGAGCCUUCCUUAACAGCUACGGCUAAUGGCGAGGCAGUAAUUCAACCCGGCUCACUAUUCCAGUCAAGUAAAAGAUCAUGUACCGAGUCAUCAGAUACCCUAAAGCCCUCCAAUGAAACUCUGGAUGGCGCAAAAAGCAUCACUGCUGCUUCCUUCGUCGUAGGACGAUUGGGAUUGGCAAAAAUUGUUUAUGAAGAAUUGGACGUUGGUAACAAUCGUUUAAGAAAACGAGAUGAUGGCUUAAUGACAAAAGUAUUAUCGCAAACAGAGAAACAAACCCAACGUGAACGUCGUCCCACAGACGCUAGGGAUGCAAUUCGUGGCGUACUUCGUAAACGUUCAAUGCGUAAACUGCCAAUUCGACCCUCAUCUGUAUCGCCAGCUGUUUCACUGCACUCGCCUGUUUGCUCGAACAGUUCCUCAUCAGUAGGGUCCAUUUCAAGAGAAACUGCGAGUCCAUUGACUCUUCCACCGAUAGAUAUUACACACUCUUUCCUCGACACGACAGAUCAGUCAUACGGACCCACCCUAGCGACCGAAGAUCAAAUGUCGGAAAUAAAUAAGAACACGUCGCCUUUGAAAAUCUCGGACUUUUUUAUGGAUGACGCCUCCUUUAAUGCCUGGUUCUGAGGAGGUAUUGACUCAUCGCGCUUCGCAUUUGAAAACCCUUCCUUCUUUAAUACCCUUGAUAAAUUCCUCGCAUUCAGUACAGGAGGAAAGUUUGCCCAAAGAUUAUCCGCUAUCUUAGUGCACGAGAAACAUGAUCUUGCAUAUAUCAUGCACUUGAUGAGAGAAACGUUUUUGCGUGUGCAAGCCGAAGACUCCUUACUGCAAUUCUUUUGUCCGUUUGUGUUUUUAUGUCUUUCAUCCGUUUAUGCUCCAUCCUUGGGUCGGGCAGAUGAAAUUUGUUAUGAUUUUAACUAUCUUUUCUACUCUACGACCUCCUUUUUUUUGCUGGUCUACAUUCGUGUGUACCUUUUUUGUUUGUUAAUUUUUUGUCAUUCCUAUAAACCUUAAAAGAAUUAUGAUUAUUUUGCUGUAAAAAAGAGUUUUUGGAGAGAGAGAGUAAUAGGG